Messenger RNA from Rotaria sp. Silwood2, 822 nucleotides. The record is from the annotation of a GenBank genome assembly. NCBI's taxonomy places the organism in Eukaryota, Metazoa, Rotifera, Eurotatoria, Philodinida, Philodinidae.
AUGUUAAUUAUGGAAUACAUGAGUAAAGGAAGUUUGGCAACAGUCAUUGAAAAAGAAAAACUCUCCUAUAUAGCGAAGCUCAAUAUGGCUUUGAAUAUCGCUGGUAGAAUGCGUAAAUUACAUGGACGUAAGAUGAUUCAUCGUGAUAUUCGACCUGACAACAUUCUUGUUGAUGAAGAUCAUACAGCUAAAAUGGGUGAUCUAGGUAUUGCAUAUAGAAUUGAAACUAGAGCUCAACAAAUGGUCACAAAUACUGGAUGUAUAUCAUAUAUGCCACUAGAAUUUUACCAACAUAAAUGUGAUCAAUCCCUUGACGUAUUCACAUUUGGUCUUACAUUGUACUUCAUGUUUACGGAGGCUUCACAUGCAUAUCAAGAUGAAGAACAUCAAAUUAUUUUAACUAAGAGGAGUCUUAUUUUUCAAGAAAUAAUUGAACGAUGCGUUCAUCAUGAUCCUAAACAAGGUCCAUUAACUACAGAACUUGAAGCUAUAUUUACUUUGUAUAAACGAACGUUCGAAAAACAUGCUGCAAUCAAUAUUUUUAGCUACAAAAAUCAGCCACUUAGUAAACAAAAUGGUUUCUUUUUCGAUUUUUACAAAUCUUUUCAUACAAGAAACAACGCAGCUAUAGAAAUUCAAUUUGCUCGUGAAAGAGCUGAGUCUUAUGAUUUUACGGAUUCGGAUGCAAUUAAAACUGCUGUUUUCGGAAUCUUAACGAAGACUAUACUCGAAAAAGAACUAGAAGAGAAACGAAUAGGUAAUGAAGAAAGUAGCAACAAAGAUGGUGACGAUUCUGAUGGAGAUAAUUAUGAUGACGAUUAA